Molecule: messenger RNA, 621 nt
Organism: Aspergillus ibericus CBS 121593
Lineage: Eukaryota; Fungi; Ascomycota; Eurotiomycetes; Eurotiales; Aspergillaceae
Exons: 2
Coding region: 1-621 (206 amino acids)
Source: RefSeq, a predicted model, not a curated record
AUGACCAUCUUAAUUCCUUGUCUGGUUAUUUCAGGCCUGAUUCUCGUCGGCACACAUAUUAUACCUAAAUUCAGGCCAAAUGACGUCCAACGUGCGCCAAUAUACGACAGGAACUUCAUCGAUUGUGCUCCCGGCCCUCCGCGCGUGCGACGCUCGUGGACAUCAUUUGGCUAUGGCCCAGGGAUCACAGUCUACGGCUACCCAUCUAAGGGUGGCACCUAUCGGCUGGACGAUUGCCUUGGUAUUGACCUUGACUUUCUCGGACUGGACCGUUUUAACAGGACACCACACCCACCGGAGUCGGAUCCGGAGUGGCAGGCGAAGGAGGAUGUCCAUUGUGCUCGGAUGCGUCGUCUUGGUGCAAGGUGGAUCCCACCAUAUGAUGACGACUUUCGGAGGUCGGUGAUGGGCCCUGAGGACACGGAUAGGUAUAUCCGGGUUGGCUGGCCGGCUGGGGGUGGAGUGUGGGUGUUGAACAUCACAUAUCUCCAGGCGGGUGGGAGGGGCACGGCAAUCCUCUAUCAUGCAAAGGAUAUGGAGGAGCGCUGCGAAUUGAUCAAGCGGUUGGGGGGUGAAUUCUUUGCGGAUCCAAAUGAGUGUCCACAUCUCGACCUUUCAUAG